CUGUAUGGUUGCAGAGGACAACACAUCAGACGCUGGUAAACUCAUUCAGGUGUGUCUUGCCGCCAAGGUUUCACUCUGAAGAAUGGAAGAUUUCUACAGUAACAACUCCUCGCAGUACAUAAACUAUGGUGACAGAAAUGUCACCUUUGAUUUCUAUGAGAAAUUUGAGUUCAUCAUGAAUGUGGUGACAAGGAUAAUCAUUUGUAUCGGCCUUCCUUUGAUCCUUGUGGCCAUCUAUGCUGUUUAUUCUGAGGUGCGAAGUGAUCAUGUUGCUCCGAUCUACGUCAUCAACCUUCUCAUUUCUGACCUUAUUCAGCUGUGCAGCUUCAUUUUUGCGGAGGCACAACCUAGGGAGUGGAAGGCAGUUUUUAUUCACAAUUAUGGUGUCGCGGCCAGUGUUUGCUUCAUGGUGUGUAUCGCCCUGGAAAGGUAUUUGGUCAUCGCCUUCCCGCUGUGGUACCGCUUCAGACGAACCAUCAAGACCUCUGUGGUGGUCUGUAUCGCAAUCUGGACUGCUCCUCUCGUGUUUCUCCUUACUUUCUCUUUUUGGGUUGGUGAUAAAGUAUUAAAAACUGUCUUUGGCAUCUUCCUCCUUCUUCCCCUCCCACUUUUAAUAUUCUUCCUUGGUGGGACCCUCAAAGCCCUGUCCUCCAGCCGAGUCCCCUCUGAUGAAAAACGACGAAUUGUGGGAGUUUUGGUUCUGGUGCUGCUUAUUUACACACUGUUGUUCCUGCCCAGAAUCAUUUGGUUUCUAGUAGACAAGUACUAUACUUUUGAUAGACUGUCUUACAUGUUGGUCCAAUUGAGUCCUCUUGCAGACUUAGUUCUGUAUGUUUUCAUGAGGAAAGGGACCAUAGACAAGCUUUUGGCCUCUGUGUGUUGUUGUAGAAUGGACAGCAAUGAUAUCAGCAGUUCAUCAGUAUGAAUGAUAACAACAUUUACACAGUCAGCUUCAUGUAGGCAGAGAAAAAAGGAGAGAGAGAAAGGGGAGAAAACUAAAGGAGAAAUGUAGGAAAAUAUAAAGAGACAAGACAGAUGUUACAGUGUCAUCUACAGAUAGGAUUUCCAAUAAGAAUCUGUAGAUAACUGGGAAGCCUUGUUUUGACUCUGCUAUGGGAGAACUGGUUGACGGGAAAUGUUUUGGUGAACAUCAAUAAAUAUUAAAUAUGUUUUUAUUUCUUUAACUGUAAGUUGAUGUCUAUCAUUUUAUGUUUCAAUCAGAAGCAAACCUGAUAUUGUUUUAUUAGCUGAGCUUGUUAUAGCCACUAUAUCAUCUUAUUUAUCUUUUUAUCUUUUUUGGUCUCUCUCACACAUUUGAAUUUUAGUUGUUUACUUUGUAUUACUUGUUACUAAUGUAUGUCUGUCCAAAACGGUAUAGCUUUUUUAUUACAAAACUCAAUUUUAUUUGUUUAUCUUUAGGUUUUAUUUUUGGAGAUAUAGUGGUAGAUAUGUUAGUUUUUAGGAUGUGAUUCAGAGCAGGCAUUUUGCAACAGCCGUUAUGUGCUUGGCAAUGUGGAUAAAAUCGUAUAUAAAUCGUAUUUAUAUGAAGCUGUACAUUUUAUGGAAAUUUUAUAAAUUAUUUUAUAUAUUUGAUCUGUUUCCAUACAUCUGUCUCUGAUUAACUUAAUCAAUUAUAACUUGAAACAUGACAAACUCUCAAAGUUAUAAUCAUAAUUAGGGCAUUAUUAUUUGACAGAUAAUAUAUUUUUCAAUAUAAGUUAGUAAAGUCGUCAUUACGUUUAUCCUUUUUAAACCUUUAGAUGAUUAUUUUCUGAGAUCCAAUGAUAAAGAGCAUAUUUCCAAAAUGUCAGACUUUUUCUUUUAAUACAUUCUGCAGUCCAUCAGAAGCAUAUAGGCAUGUUUGAGGAGCUAUACCUGAUUGAUUUUGUGUAGCCUAUGUUAUUUUGGCAGUAUUUUCCUUGGGCUAAAUAAAACAACUGCCAUGUUUGCUUCAACAUUUUUCACAUUGUCUGCAUCUCACUAAAGGUACUUUUUCCUCAGUAGUAAGUUGUCUUGUUUUGCUAACUUUAUUUAGUAUUUUUCUAUUUUGGUGAAAUGGUUUGGACUGCAGUGAGUAGGCAAUGUAACCAGGCUAAGCAGCUGCUGGUUUUUUUAGUAUGCUGGAUCUGCAUUGAGAAAUUAGCAUCAUAAGUCUCAAAUAUGUGUUGCAGCUUGUGGUAUCCGAAGGCCUAUAAAUUUAAGUUACAGUUUGUUAUAAGUUCAAGUGAUAUUUUUGUCAACAUAUGCAGUGUUAGUAAGACAUGAGGUUCAACAUAGUAAUUCUUACUAUGAAAUGUUUAGGCUAGGGGCCUCUCAGUGGUCUCUGACCUUUAUCUUAAUAAAUCCCCCAUCUCCCUGUUUUACCUCACAUAUCUGUACUAGAACCAGAUGUUUCUUUACUAUUUUCUUGAAUAAACAAUAGACCUAUAUAAAGCCUAUGUUCGACGCAUAUAGACAGAGUUGUUAAUUUGGCAGGAUGCUCUCCAAGCUCCCGGGGCUUGAAAUGAUGCUGUACCUUUUUGUAAUAAACCUUUAUAUACAAUCAA
This is a messenger RNA of Dicentrarchus labrax (European seabass), 2546 nucleotides long. RefSeq names its product G-protein coupled receptor 4-like. The record is from RefSeq and is a predicted model, not a curated record. The transcript has 4 exons. NCBI's taxonomy places the organism in Eukaryota, Metazoa, Chordata, Actinopteri, Moronidae. Gene Ontology annotation, biological process: phospholipase C-activating G protein-coupled receptor signaling pathway; positive regulation of Rho protein signal transduction. Gene Ontology annotation, molecular function: G protein-coupled receptor activity. Gene Ontology annotation, cellular component: membrane. The coding region runs from base 83 to 925 and encodes 280 amino acids.